AUGACCAUCCCACGAGUUCUGGUCAUUGCCGGCUCGGACAGCUCGGGUGGAGCUGGUCUCGAAGCCGACCAAAAGGUCCUUGCAGCUCAUGGCUGCUACGCCAUGACUGCCACGACCGCGUUGACGGCCCAGAACACCUUGGGUGUGGACGACAUUCACAUCACGCCGCCAGCGUUUGUUGGCAAGCAGAUCGACGCGUGUUUGACGGACAUUGGCUCCGAUGCCGUCAAGAUCGGUAUGCUCGCCUCGGCCGACACGAUCAAGGUGGUCGCCGAGGCCCUUCAAAGGCACAAGGCCUCCAACAUCAUCACGGACCCAGUCAUGGUCUCUACCAGCGGCGCGCAGCUCCUCCCCGGCGAUGCCGUACGCAAUCUGCGGGAGAAACUGCUGCCCAUAUCGACGCUGCUGACACCCAACAUCCCCGAAGCGACCCUCCUCCUCCGCGACGCCGAUAUGCAGUAUAAAUCGCCUGUCAACCUCGACGAUCUCACGAUCCUCGCGAAGAUGGUCCACCAGCUCGGCCCGCAGGCAGUCCUCCUCAAGGGCGGCCACAUGCCGCUCACCAAAAGCUACACCAAAGCCACGACCGACGCCGAGAGCGCCCUGACCGUGGACAUUCUCUACGACGGCACCACCUUGACGACCAUCGAAUCUCCCUACCUCACGGUCAAGAACACGCACGGCACAGGCUGCAGCCUCGCCAGCGCCAUCGCAUCGAACCUCGCACUCCAGGUGUCAUCCAGGGCAACCAAGGCAGCGAAGGAAUCCCCAUCGGAGCCGCCAUCCCUCACCGUCGCCCUCCCCCUCGCGACCCGCAAAGCAGUCCACUACGUCUCGUCGGGAAUCAAACUCUCGGACCCGACGCUCGGCCGCGGCGCCGGCCCCAUCAACCACUUCCACAGCCUGCACAUCCUGCCCUUCUCGCCCGGCCACUUCAUCGACACGCACCUGCUGGUGCACCCGAGCGUCCGGGGUCCCUGGCACCGAUACACGCACCACGCCUUCCCGGCGGCCAUGGCGACGGGCACGCUCCCCGAAGGCCUCUUCAAGAACUACCUCGUCCAGGAUUACCUCUACCUCACGCACUUUGCGCGCACGCACGCCCUGGCCGCGUACAAGAGCCGGUCGAUGCCCGCGAUCGCCGCGUCCGCACACAUCAUCCUGCACAUCCAGCGCGAGAUGGCCCUGCACCUGAGCUACUGUGCCGAAUUUGGCAUCUCGCAGGCCGAGCUGGACGAUCCCGCACGCACCACCGAGUCGCUCGCCUGCACGGCGUACAGUCGGUACGUGCUCGACGUGGGCGCCAGCCAGGACUGGUUGGCCCUGCAGAUGGCGUUGGCGCCAUGCUUGCUCGGCUAUGCUGUGACGGCCGCGCGGCUCCACGCCGACCCGGCCAGCGUCAGGGGGACGGACCGCAACCCGUACUGGAGGUGGAUCGAGAAUUAUGUGGCGGAGGAUUAUUGCGAGGCUGUGCGUGUCGGCAGAGAACUUAUCGAGACAAACAUCGUCAAGCAAUCGCCCGCGCGGAUCGAGGAGCUGGUCGCCAUCUUUGUGCGGGCCACGGAGAUGGAAGUCCGGUUCUGGGACUUUGACGCUCACUCCGAGGAGGAGGAGGAGGAGGAAGGUCGGAAACAGGAUGCGUAG
This is a messenger RNA of Cladophialophora carrionii CBS 160.54, 1644 nucleotides long. RefSeq names its product phosphomethylpyrimidine kinase. The coding region runs from base 1 to 1644 and encodes 547 amino acids. The transcript is spliced from 5 exons. The record is from RefSeq and is a predicted model, not a curated record. Lineage: Eukaryota; Fungi; Ascomycota; Eurotiomycetes; Chaetothyriales; Herpotrichiellaceae. Gene Ontology annotation, molecular function: phosphomethylpyrimidine kinase activity; hydroxymethylpyrimidine kinase activity. Gene Ontology annotation, cellular component: cytosol. Gene Ontology annotation, biological process: thiamine biosynthetic process.